Molecule: messenger RNA, 1371 nt
Organism: Ananas comosus (pineapple)
Lineage: Eukaryota; Viridiplantae; Streptophyta; Magnoliopsida; Poales; Bromeliaceae
Product: histone-lysine N-methyltransferase, H3 lysine-79 specific-like
Exons: 6
Coding region: 26-1192 (388 amino acids)
Molecular function (GO): DNA-binding transcription factor activity; DNA binding
Source: RefSeq, a predicted model, not a curated record
GGUGAGGCAGUACAACCGGUCGAAAAUGCCGAGGCUUCGGUGGACCCCCGAUCUCCACCUUUCCUUCGUCCACGCCAUCGAGAGGCUCGGAGGACAAGAGAGGGCAACUCCAAAGUUGGUCCUUCAGAUGAUGAAUGUGAGGGGUCUCAGUAUAGCUCAUGUAAAGAGCCACCUACAGAUGUAUCGAAGCAAAAAACUGGAUAACUCGGGCCAAGAGAAGAUGUCGGCGAUUACUCCAGUAGUAAACCCCAUGGAUUUUCAUCGAAGGAUGGGUGGUGGUAACCUUCAAGAGAUGCUCUACCAAAGAACAAUAAGCUUACCAUCACAGUCCCUCAGGUUUGAGAAAGGGGGUUUCUUCCCAUCAAGAAAUGCUCAUGAGACGAACCGGCUUUAUGGUCUUCUUCAACCUCCACAGCCCCAACAGCCGUUCAACUUCAAAAGCUCUCUUUUUAGGCAACAAGAAUGGGCCUUCAACCAGCAAGUGAAAAUGGGUUUGAUCAAGGAUCAAGGACCAGCAAAGGGCUUGAUACAUGAGAUGAUCUUUAAGAAAGACGGGAAGCCAUCGAGCUCGCAUUUGUUCGACGUGAGGGACGCGAUCACUCGAAGCAACCAAAGAAUGGAUGGGAGAAGUUUUGGAAGCUUUGAUUGGGCUGGUAGUAGCUCAAGGAAAUUAUCAGAAGCUCUGCAACAAACCCAUUCUUUCAGCAGUAGCAAUUACUACUGCUAUAGCCAUAACAAUACCAACAACAGCAACAACAACAACAACAACAAUGUUAAAUCCAACUUUUUGGAUCCUGUGGUCAUCAAUUUACACAAAAGUUCAGAAGAUGAAAGGCGUGUACGAGGCAAUAACUGUAAGACCAAAGAGCAGAAGACGGGGUUGGUAGAGAAAGAUGGCAUGCCAAACUUGCAGCUAAGCUUGAGUACUAGUCCCAUGUUUGUAGAUAAAGAUGAAGACAACGAAAAGAAGAGGAUCGAGGCUGCAGAAGAGCAAGAAGUGGAAGUCAAAGUCGAUAGCUCACUCUCUCUAUCGCUCUCGCCGCCCUCUUCCAUGAAAGGGACUGCAAAAAGCAGUAAUCUGAAGCUCGUAGAAUCCGGUAGUAGCAGCAGUAGUAGAAGCAGCAACAAUAAUAAGGCCGCUUUGGGGCUGAGUACUUUGGAUCUGACCAUGUCAAUUAGGGCAUUGGAGUGAGAUCUUUCAAGUACUUGUCUCAAGGUCUAUGGAGAGAGAAACUUGAGUGUUAGAGUUUGAUAUCAUGAAGUUAAUUAAAUAGUAAAUUUAGCCUAAUAGUUCCUUUGAGAGACCAUUCAUAUGGUUCGUGUUAAGCCGGAGUUUUUCUUUUUUAACUUGUCAUAACAUUCCCAGAAACU